Messenger RNA from Daldinia caldariorum, 1599 nucleotides. Its product is annotated as enoyl-CoA hydratase/carnithine racemase. The record is from RefSeq and is a predicted model, not a curated record. Gene Ontology annotation, cellular component: mitochondrion. Gene Ontology annotation, biological process: fatty acid beta-oxidation. Gene Ontology annotation, molecular function: enoyl-CoA hydratase activity. The transcript has a single exon. NCBI's taxonomy places the organism in Eukaryota, Fungi, Ascomycota, Sordariomycetes, Xylariales, Hypoxylaceae. Bases 494 to 1441 code for a protein of 315 amino acids.
GGGACUCUAUGGAUAGAUAACAAGAGCUAUUCUAGUAAUACAGAGUAUAAUGGAGCUAUGCGGCUACGCGUUUUUGUAGUACCAAUUAUAUUUUGGUGGUUGAAUCCUACCUGUAAUGUUCCUAUACGAUAACCCCUAUUGUGGAGUGAAAUAACUUGGAUACGUCUUUGAUACAUGAUACCUGUAGGAGGUACCUAACCUAAUGCAACGUGCUGACCUUGACCGUUAGGAGUUGUACCCGCGGCCCCGGGCCCGGUUUACGAUUUGCGGAGUAUAGUGGAUCUAACGGAAUGCCGAGGCAAUCCUCCAUAAUGAAACCCCACUUGACCGGUCAAAGUAAAUUAAUUCCAAGGUGAGAGAGUUGGCUUAAUAAGACGUUGAACUUGAAAGUCUUAUUAGGUAUUUAAUUUACAAAUUCUACUAGGAAUUGACAUUUGGAACUCACCCCCUUUUUUUUUAACCCGAGACAAUUCAAUUCAGCAUUCAAUCCACUAUGUCUUCCCAACCAUCUUCUCCCAUCACAACACCACCACCCACCGUCCCAGACACCAUAAUCUCAUUUCCGCAGCCUCACGUCCUGCUCGUGACGCUCAACCGCCCAAAACAGCUCAACGCGAUACCGCGCCCCCAGCACUUCGCCCUCGAACGCCUGUGGGAUUGGUACGAUGCCGAGCCCGCCCUGCGCUGCGCCGUGAUCACCGGCUCGGGGAGGGCGUUCUGCGCAGGCGCCGACCUCAAGGAGUGGGAUACUCUCAACUCCUCCUCCUCCUCUCCUGACAGUCCCGAAAAUGCAAAAGCAUCUUCGGCAGAGGAGGAAAGCAGUCACCAGCAGCAGCAGCCGCAGACGAAACGCUUCCCGCCCGGCGGGUUCGGCGGCAUGAGCAACCGCGGCGGGCUGAAGCCGAUCGUGGCGGCGGUGAACGGGAUCUGCUUCGGGGGCGGGAUGGAGAUGGCGAUCAACUGCGACCUGGUGGUGGCGGCGGGGUCGGCGAGCUUCAGCCUCCCCGAGGUGACGAUCGGGGUGAUCGCGCUGGCGGGCGCGCUGCCGCGGCUCGUGCGCAGCGUGGGCAGGCAGCGGGCGGCGGAGAUGGCGCUGAGCGGGAAGAGGUACGGCGCGAGGGAAAUGCUGGCUUGGGGGUUGGUGAACGAGGUUGUGGAGGGCGGCAAGGAUGAUAAGGAUGAUGAUGGUGGUGGUGGUAGCAAGGCUGUGCUGGAGAAGGCGCUGGAAUGGGCGCAGCGGAUCGCGGGGAACAGCCCCGACGCGGUGAUCGUGUCGCGCGAGGGGCUCAAGUUAGGCUGGGAAAGCGUCGGGCCGGAGCAGGGGACGGCUAUCCUGCUGAAGGGGUGGUUUGCGCGGAUAGAGAAGGGGGAGAAUGCGGUCGAGGGCGUGAAGAGUUUCGUUGAGAGACGGAAACCGGUUUGGAAGAAUAGUAAAUUGUAAAUUAAAUACAGGUAGGUACCUCUACCUAACCUAACCUAACCUACUGUAAUCACUCAAGUUAUUGGGUUCGCUUUUUAGUAAUUACCUAGGCUUGGCAUGCUAAUAUAGCCAUUCUAAUGUUCAUUAUGCUCUUAUAAUAUCCACAUGAUCGACGAACU